Manis pentadactyla (Chinese pangolin) is the source of this 4603-nucleotide messenger RNA. RefSeq names its product integrin subunit alpha X (gene ITGAX). Gene Ontology annotation, biological process: cell-matrix adhesion; cell adhesion mediated by integrin; integrin-mediated signaling pathway. The transcript is spliced from 31 exons. The record is from RefSeq and is a predicted model, not a curated record. Lineage: Eukaryota; Metazoa; Chordata; Mammalia; Pholidota; Manidae. Gene Ontology annotation, molecular function: integrin binding. Bases 278 to 3760 code for a protein of 1160 amino acids. Gene Ontology annotation, cellular component: external side of plasma membrane; integrin complex.
CCACUCUGUACUCCUCUUAAGGCCCAGAUGCAUGACUUCUGGCCCAGAAAUUUCCAGAUCUGAAGUGGAGGGUUCCCACCAAGGUCUCCUAUAGGACCCUGGCCCCACCCUGGCUCCUUCCCCUUCUCCAGGCUAACUGAAGUUUCAAGGUCAAGGGGAACCUUUUGCCAGUACAACCUCCUGACCACUGCUCAGUUUACUUGCUCCCUCAGCACCUUGGUCCAGCUGUUCCCCGGGUAGCUCAGGAGCUUGGAGGCCCACGUAUGACCUUCCAGUCAUGACUGAGACUAGGACAUCCUUCCUCCUGUUGAUGGCCUUGGCUUCCUCCCUCUGCUUCAACUUGGACACUGACCAGCCAACAACCUUCUUCACAGACAGUGCUGGGUUUGGAUCCAGUGUGGUUCAGUAUGCCAGCUCCUGGGUGGUUGUUGGAGCCCCCCAGGAGAUAAAGGCUGUCAACCAAACAGGCGGCCUCUACCAGUGUGACUACAGCACAGCCAUGUGUGAGCCCAUCCACCUGCAGGUUCCCCCAGAGGCUGUGAACAUGUCCCUGGGCCUGUCCCUGGCAGUCUCCACUAACACUUCUCAGCUGCUUGCCUGCGGCCCCACUGUGCACCAUGCAUGCAGGGAGAACAUGUACUUGACUGGGUUUUGUUUCCUGCUGGCCUCCCACUUACAGCAGGCCCAGAGGCUCCCAGCUGCCCUGCAGGAGUGCCUGAGGCAGGAGCAGGACAUCGCUUUCCUCAUUGAUGGAUCAGGCAGCAUCUCCUUCACUGAUUUUGCCAAGAUGUUGAAUUUCGUGAAGGCUGUGAUGAGCCAGUUCCAGAGGCCCAGCACGCAGUUCUCUCUGAUGCAGUUCUCCCAUAAAUUCCGGGUGCACUUCACUUUCAAAGACUUCACGCGCAGCUCUGACCCUCUAGGCCUAUUGGAUUCUGUACUUCAGCUGGGAGGGUACACUCACACAGCCACAGCCAUCCGAAGGGUCAUAAACCAACUGUUCACUGCUCCCAGUGGGGCCCGGAAGGAUAUCUCCAAGAUCCUCAUCGUCAUCACUGACGGGCAGAAACAAGGUGACCGCCUCAAAUAUGAGGAGGUCAUUCCUGAGGCCGAGGCAGCAGGGAUCAUCCGCUAUGCAGUCGGGGUGGGAUUGGCUUUUCAAAAUACUCAUUCCUGGAAAGAAUUAAAUGAUAUUGCAUCGAAUCCCUCCCAUGAACAUAUAUUUAAAGUGGAGAAUUUUGAUGCUUUGAGAGACAUUCAAAACCAAUUGAAAGAGAAGAUCUUUGCCAUUGAGGGUACACAGACAAUAAGCAGUAGUUCCUUUGAACUGGAGAUGUCCCAGGAGGGCUUUAGCGCUUUGAUCACGCCUGAUGGACCAGUUCUGGGGGCUGUGGGGAGCUUCAGUUGGUCUGGAGGUGCCUUCUUGUAUCCCCCAAAUAUGAGGCCUACUUUCAUCAACAUGUCUCAGGAGAAUGUGGACAUGAGGGACUCUUAUCUGGGUUACUCCACCGAGCUGGUCCUUUGGAAGGGUGUGCAGAGCCUGGUCCUGGGUGCCCCCCGCCACCAGCACACCGGGAAGGUUGUCAUCUUCACCCAGGUGUCCGGGCAAUGGAGGCCGAAGGCUGAAGUCACAGGGACCCAGGUUGGCUCCUACUUCGGGGCCUCCCUCUGCUCUGUGGACGUGGAUGGAGACGGCAGCUCUGACCUGGUCCUCAUCGGGGCUCCUCAUUACUACCAGCCAACCCAAGGGGGUGAGGUGUCUGUGUGCCCCUUGCCCCAGGGGAGGGCUAGGUGGCAGUGUGAGGCUGUUCUCCAUGGGGUGCAGGGCCAGCCCUGGGGCCGCUUUGGGGCAGCCCUGACAGUGCUGGGGGAUGUGAAUGGGGACAAGCUGACGGACGUGGCCAUCGGAGCCCCAGGAGAGCAGGAGAACAGGGGUGCUGUCUACAUAUUUCAUGGAACCACAGAAUUGGGCAUCAGCCCCUCCCAUAGCCAGAGGAUUGCAGGUUCCCAGCUCUCUUCCAAGCUCCAGUAUUUUGGGCAGUCACUGAGCGGGGGUCAGGACCUCACAAUGGAUGGACUGGUGGACCUGGCUGUAGGGGCCCAGGGGCACAUGCUUCUACUCAGGACGAGACCUGUGCUCAGGGUGUGGGUGAACAUCCGCAUCAUACCUGCAGAAAUUGCCAGGUCUGUGUUUGAGUGUCAAGAGCAGAAACCCUCUGUCCGGACACUGGGUGAUGCCAAUGUCUGCCUUCACAUUUAUGAAAGUCCCAAGAACAAGCUGGGUGACCUCCAAAGCUCUGUGACCUUUGACCUGACCCUUGACCCUGGCCGCCUGAGUCCCCGUGCCACCUUUGAGGAGACAAAGACCCGAAAUCUGACUCGUGUUCGAAUCCUUGGGCUGAGACAGUACUGUGAGACCGUGAAGUUGCUCUUCCAGGCCUGUGUGGAGGAUUCAGUGACUCCCAUCACCUUGCGUCUCAACUUCUCCCUGGUGGGCAAGCCUAUUCCUUCCUCCAGAAACCUCCGGCCUAUGCUGGCUGUGGAUGCUCAGAGAUACUUCACGGCCUCUCUUCCCUUUGAGAAGAACUGCGGGACGGACCAUGUCUGCCAGGAUGACCUCGCCAUCUCCUUUGGUGUCUCAGGCUUGAAGACCCUAGUGGUGGGGAGUAACCUGGAGCUGGACAUGAAUGUGACAGUGCGUAAUGAUGGUGAGGACUCCUAUGGAACCACAGUCACCUUCUUCUACCCACCGGGGUUGUCUUACCGACGUGUGGCAGGGAGCCAGAAUCAGCUGCAGGCUCGCUCCCCACGUCUGACCUGUGACAGUGCCCCAGCCAGGGACCAGGGCACACAGAGCACCUGCUGUAGCAUCAACUACCUCAUCUUCCAUCAGGGUGAUCAGAUCAUCUUUACAGCCACCUUUGAUGUCUCUUCAAAGGCUAGGCUGGGAGACCGGCUGCAUCUGAUGGCCAACGUGAGCAGUGAGAAUAACACUCCCAGGACCAGCAAGACUACCUUCCACCUAGAGCUCCCGGUGAAGUAUGCUGUCUACACUGUGAUCAGCAGCCAUGAACAAUCCACCAGGUACCUCAACUUCUCAGACUCAGAGGGAGAAGAAAGCAGCAUGGCCCAGCAUAGAUACCAGGUGAACAACCUGGGACAGAGGGUCCUGCCUGUCAGCAUCUACUUCUCAGUGCCUGUGGAGCUGAACCAGGUGGCUGUGUGGAAGGAGAUAGAGGUCUUUCACCCCCAGAACCCAUCAAUUCAGUGCUCUUCAGGGAAAAUAUCACCCACAGAGACCAACUUCCUGACUCACUUUCAGAAGAAUCCUGUGCUGGACUGCUCUAUUGCUGACUGCCUGAGGUUCCGCUGUGACAUCCCCUCCUUUGGUAUCCAGGAGGAAAUUGACUUCAUCCUGAAGGGCAAUCUCAGCUUCAGCUGGGUCAGCCAGACAUUGCAGAAGAAGAUAUUGGUUAUGAGUGAAGCUGAAAUCACAUUCAACAAAUCUGAGUUUUCCCAGCUUCCAGGACAGGAGACAUUUUUGAGAACCAAGAUGGAGAUAGUGCUGGAGAAGUAUGAGGUCUACAACCCUGUUCCUGUUAUUGUGGGAAGCUCUGUGGGAGGACUGCUGUUGCUGGCUCUCAUCACAGCCAUCCUGUACAAGGUUGGUUUCUUCAAACGUCAGUACAAGGAAAUGAUGGAGGAAGCAAAUGGACAGACUGUCCCAGAAAAUGAGACAUCAGACCCCCAAGUUUCCCAAUAAGAACUACCUUUUGCUCUUCUUUGGAUCUUCUUUCUUCUGAGAAGUUUCCUGACCCUCCUGAUCUUUUUCCUGAGAUCCUGACAUACAUAUUCCACAUGAUGGGGCUAGGAUCAGGCUGCUUUCUCCCUUUGAGGAAAUACAGCAUGUUUGUACGAAGCACAUUGCCUGGGAAAGGCCAUUUGUCUUGUUAAGGCUCCAUCUGGAAACCCCAUGACAGGAUUCCUGCCAUGCCUUCUGGUUGCCUUCACUUGGAAUUUCUACCUAGAAAUACAUGGGCAAAAGCCUCAAGCUCAAAUUUCCCUUCCUUUACUAGCCACCAAUGAUCUUUCUAAAACACAGUAUUCAUCCAGCUUUAGUGGCACCUUGUUACUCACAGAAUAACAUCUGAACUCUCCAACUUGAUGUCUGGAAUCCAGUUCCACUUCCAAAAGGUGGGCCUCAAUGCACAUGUCAUGAGUUGCUCUAUGCCUUCCUAUCAUCCUCAUUUCUAGUAAAAUACUGUCAAUAUCAGCUCUUAACAUUUUUUUUUAAAUAAUUAUUUUUUAUUGAAGGGUAGUUGACGCACAGUAUUACAUUACAUUAGUUUCAAGUGUACAACACAGUGGUAGAACAUUUAUAUACAUAAUUCUAGGUUCCAGCUAUCACCCUACCAAGCUGUUACAAUAUCUGGACUAUAUUCCUUAUGCUAUACAUUACAUCCCGGUUACUUAUUUAUUUUACCAUUGGAAGUCUGUCCUUUUUUUUUUUUUUUUUUUGUGAGGGCAUCUCUCAUAUUUAUUGAUCAAAUGGUUGUUAAUGACAAUAAAAUUCUGUAUAGGGGAGUCAAUGCUCAAUGCACAAUCA